Cydia splendana is the source of this 10054-nucleotide messenger RNA. RefSeq names its product JNK-interacting protein 3 (gene syd). NCBI's taxonomy places the organism in Eukaryota, Metazoa, Arthropoda, Insecta, Lepidoptera, Tortricidae. The record is from RefSeq and is a predicted model, not a curated record. Gene Ontology annotation, cellular component: cytoplasm. Gene Ontology annotation, biological process: vesicle-mediated transport. Bases 397 to 4020 code for a protein of 1207 amino acids. Gene Ontology annotation, molecular function: MAP kinase scaffold activity; JUN kinase binding; kinesin binding. The transcript has 25 exons.
UGACAAUUCGUCAAAUUUUUACAUAUUAUGCUCUUUAUAAUAGAAAGAUAAAAUUCUAAAUGCAGAUCACACCCGGAAGUUAACAACGACAACGUCAAUCGUUAAAGAAACUUUUUUUUCGUGUAGCGAAAAUACGUCAGUCAAACAAAUGGUGUGAACGUAAAAUCUAUCUUUCCCAUCUUUUCUGCUACAUAUUUACACAGUACCAUACGGCCACAUCCCGUGUGACCACAGAAAUGCCUUAUACAAUAAUUUACUGAAGUCUCCAUCGAUCGCGUCAUUGGGACGUCUUGUACACAAAUCAACUUGUCUAACAUGUUUUCGCGUAAAAUUCAUUGAACGUCCUUGUGAGGGGUAAACGUAAUUUGUCUCGGAGUGACCUGGAGCGUCGUCAUCAUGAAUUUCGAGGACAGCGCGAGUAGUGGCUAUGUCACGGCGGAGACGAUAUACGGGACACACGAGGAUUCACACGUCGUGAUGUCGGAGAAGGUCCAGACCCUGGCCGGAAGCAUAUACCAGGAGUUCGAGCGCAUGAUCGCGAGAUACGACGAGGAUGUGGUGAAAACGCUGAUGCCGUUGCUGGUGAACGUCCUGGAGUGUCUGGACUCGGCGUACCAGACCAAUCAGGAGCACGAGGUGGAGCUGGAGCUGCUGAGAGAGGACAACGAGCAGCUGGUGACGCAGUACGAGCGCGAGAAGGCGGCCAGGAAGCACUCUGAGCAGAAGUUGUUAGAAGCCGAGGACCACUACGAGGGCGAACGCAAAGAGCUAACCGGGCGACUGGAGGCGUUGGACAGCAUAGUGCGCAUGCUGGAGCUCAAGCACAAGAACUCGCUCGACCACGCCAGCAGGCUGGAGGAACGGGAGAAUGACCUCAAGAAGGAAUAUGCCAAACUGCACGAGCGCUACACCGAGCUGUUCAAGACGCACAUGGACUACAUGGAGCGGACCAAGUUACUGCUUAGCACCGCCAGCGAGCGCAGCGAGGUCCGCGGCCGGCUCGGCCUCAACCCCGUCGGCAGGUCCAGUGGUCCCAUAUCGUUCGGCUUCGCGUCGCUGGAAGGCUCCGUGCAUAUAGUGGAACAAACCGAGAGCAUCCCGGGAAGCCCCGUCAGCCUGUCGUCGUCACCACCGUCGCCGACCAUCGGCUCCGAGCUGGCCGCCGUGCGGACCGUCGAGAGGGCCCACCAGACCGACCCCGUCACGCAACAGAGCCAGGCGACGUCACCCGUUGCCCCGAACCAGUCGUCCGUCAGCAAAUCGCAGACCAAGAGCGAGAAGCGAAGCGGCAACACGCUGUAUCAAGAGCUGUCCUUCCACGACACAGAUGCGAGCAUCGCCGAGGGCGACGACGGUGCUGACAUAACGGGAAGCUGGGUGCACCCUGGCGAAUAUGCCUCCUCCGUUAACGACAACUACUUCGGAAUGGGCAAGGAAGUGGAGAACCUAAUCUUGGAGAACAACGAAUUGCUCGCUACAAAGAACGCCCUGAACGUAGUCAAGGACGAUCUCAUAGUGAAAGUGGACGAGCUGACCGGCGAACAGGAGAUCCUUAGGGAGGAAGUUUCGAACCUCAGCGCGGCGAGAGAGAAGCUCAGGGAGAGAGUCACGCAACUGGAGGAGGAGCUGAGACAUUUGAAGGAGACUGUCAGCAACAGUGCGGGCGGCGAAAAUGAGGACGAAGCCGACGUGCCCAUGUCGCAGCGAAGGCGGUUCACGCGCGUCGAGAUGGCCAGGGUGCUUAUGGAGAGGAACCAGUACAAGGAACGUUUCAUGGAGCUGCAGGACGCGGUCCGCUGGACGGAGAUGGUGCGCGCGAGCCGCGUGGACUCCACCAUGGACAAGAAGAACAAGCAGAGCAUAUGGAAGUUUUUUAGUAACCUCUUCAGCGGGACGGAGCGGCCCGCGCGGCCUCUGUCCACGCCGCACCUCCGUGCGGUCGCCGCGCCGCAGUCCGGCAUGCGGCACUCCCGUACCCAGGCCGACUUCCUCGAGACGCAGCUCACCGACCACCACCACCGGCGGCACGAGCGUAGCGAGCAGUUCCGCCAGGUACGGGCUCACGUGCGUAAAGAGGACGGCCGUACGCAGGCGUACGGUUGGAGCCUGCCGGGCAAGACGGGACAGGGCCAGAAGGGGCCAAGUCCGUGCGCGUCACUCUCCUCUGGCGGCGUUCCAGUGCCCGUACCGGUGUUCUGCAGGCCCAUAGCGGAAAGCGAGCCUCGAAUGACGCUACUGUGCGCUGCGGGAGUGAACCUCAGCGGCGGGCGUACCCCUGACGGUGGCUGCAUGGUUGGCGAAAGCGUGUUCUACGCCAAAGAGGACGACAAGGACAACACGCUGUGUCUUGCGGAAGAAAUGAGCAAAGCGUCGGUGCACUCGCCCGAAGUGGAGCAGAUCAACCGGCAGCUUCAGUCGACGCACAGCCUCGAGCACUCGGAGAAGAAUCUGUCCUCGUUCGUGUGGAUAUGCGCCAGCACGCAGAACAAGGGCGUUGUCAUGAUUAUCGAUGCCAACAACCCAGCGGAAGUUCUAGAAUCCUUCCCACUAGGAGACAAGCACAUACUGUGCGUGGCGUCCGUACCGGGCGCCGUCGCAGACGACUACACCGAGUACGAGGAGCGCAUGAGCGAGGGCGAGCACAAGCGGCAUUCGUCACUAUUCUGUGCCGGCAAGAGCGAGUCGCAGGACAGCCAGAGCAACGGGCCGGUCGGCGAGAACGGCGAGAAGGAGGUCGUCGUCGGUGCUACUAGAUUGGUGCAAGCAACACUCCUAACGCCUCCCACGACGCCUGUUGCCGAGCCCGAGCCGGCGCCGUCCGGACCGCCCAAAGAGUCCGCCGUCAAGAACGUUGAGGAGCCAGAUACUGGUGCGCCGGACAGCCCGCCGCUCAGCUCUACGCCGGUGCACAACGAACACCUAGGCUCCCCCGAGCCGGGCGUAGACGCGUUCGCCCAAGAGCAGUCUAACGCGGAGAGCCGCGCGGACGUACCCGACCGCAAGAUGUCCACCGUGAUGGCCACCAUGUGGCUAGGCACCAAGAGCGGCCACCUGUACGUGCACUCCGCCAUGGGCAACUACAGCAAGUGCCUCGCCAGGGUAAAACUAAACGACGCCAUCCUAUCCAUAGUAGCGUGCGCGUCUCGCUGCAUGGUCGCCCUAGCGGACGGCACAGUGGCGAUAUUUAUGCGACAAGCAGACGGACAAUGGGACUUCACGCAAUACUGGCUCAUGACGCUUGGUGACCCCAAGUGCUCAGUGCGCUGCCUAAGUGCAGUAGGGUGCACGGUGUGGUGCGGGUACCGCAACAAGGUGCACGUGAUCGACCCGCGUUCCCGGCAGGCGCUGCACUCGCUCGACGCGCACCCGCGCCAGGAGAGCCAGGUGCGGCAGAUGGCCGCGGACGGGGACGGCGUGUGGGUAUCAAUAAAAAUGGACUCGACUCUGCGCUUGUACCACGCUCAUACCUACCAACACCUGAAGGAUGUAGACAUCGAACCGUACGUUAGCAAAAUGCUGGGCACCGGCAAACUAGGUUUCUCUCUGGUCCGUAUCACGGCGCUCCUCAUCAGCUCGGGGCGUCUGUGGAUCGGCACCAGCAACGGCGUGGUCAUAUCCGUGCCGCUGUCGGAGGGCAGCCGCGAGCCUGCGCCGCCCGUCGGCCCCUUACCGGGUCACGCAUCUCUAGUACGAGCCCGCUCCACAUCCCCCACCGGCGCCAUCCCCUGGUGCUCCAUGGCGCACGCCCAGCUCUCGUUCCACGGGCACCGCGACGCCGUCACGUUCUUCGUGGCCGUGCCCGGCGCGGCGGAGUCCCCCACGCGCUCGCCCGACUCGCGCCGAGGACCGCCCAUGCUCGUCAUAUCGGGCGGGGAGGGCUACAUCGAUUUUAGAAUAGCCGACUCAGAAAUGGAGGACAGCGUGGUGGUGGCCGAGGACGGGUCCUCGAGCGGCCACAGCUCCCUGGCGGAGCGCGCCUCGAAGAGCCACCUCAUCGUGUGGCAGGUGGCCACCGCCUAACGCACGCCGCGCCGGCGGCUCGCGUCCGAUGACUUCGUCUACGUGUGCACCACCGCUAAACCGGCGACGCUCAUCAUGUGAAUAGGUACUGUCAACUGUUGCGCGCAUCUGACUUUUCGAUUGUACGUGUGUACAAGUUUGAAUCUUAGCCUGACGUAAUUAAAGGUGAAAUCGCAUUGAGACGUAGCGACACGCAGGUUGCAUUUGUAAUAAACUUAUGAAAAAGGUUUUAAAAAAUAGUCCUGCCGGUACGUUUUAUGCGUUUACUUCAAUUUCAAAAUGUAUGCAUUAGAGUAGGUACACUUGUUACAAAAUGAAACUGAGCUCCAAAUUUUGUUUGAGUAAGAAAUUACGCAAUGUUCGUAACAAGGACUGCGUCACGAACUUAGAUUUCGUGUUGAAGCUAGUGUACUGACUGUCGAAAAACGUCAGCUGUGAACGCUUAAGCCGAGUGUAUAUGGUCCAUUUAACAAUUUUUAAUGAGGAUCUAUUUUACAUCAUCGUUAGUUCAUUCGUCCAACUGCUUAGUAAGUGAUACCGAUUUUAAGAGUUCGUGUAGGUAGAAAUUUGUCACUACUUUAAAAAGGUGGAAUAGUUAUUUACAUAUGAGGUUGAUUUCCACUUUGGUUUUACUUAGACAAGUCUGAAAUACGAGUUAUUUAAAGUAGUAUAAAAUCCCAUUUAAUGGCACGAAGAACAUAGUUUGACUAGAAUUCGUUUUGUUUCUUAGUAAAGUACUGAUGGGAUGUAAGAUCUCUACCAAUUUUAUUUGGAACAUAUACACUGGUCUUACAAGGAGUAGUUCUUUUAUAUGGCUUUUGCUAACUAUAUGCAUUCGCCGUUAGAAAGAACGAGCUCAACGUUGAUUAUACCGAAGGUGGAUUUUUAGGGAAAGGUUCAGUAUUAUCUAAAUUAAUUAAACAUUUGGUCGCAUACAUCUAAAUUAGGAAUUUAUUUGAAUUUAGAUUGUUGGUCCAUCGAAAUCCAUUUUUCCUAUUCACAUUUUGCCGGUCUCAUAGGGAAAGUGCUGUAUAGAAACGUUGCAACAAUAUACUCGUGCCUGAAAAGUUAAAGUUCAAAGUUCAAAUUUGCCUUUAAGUGUGAUACCAAGCAUAUUUCCUUAUGAGACCCGCCGACUCACGUGUGUUAGGGCUUUAGCGCAUUAAACAAUGCCGAUCCAUAAUGAACCGUAUAUAGAGGUUGUUUAGGUCGACAUUGCAGCUGAAGCCCCUCGUCCUUCACGUUAGAAUAUUCGGAUAGAAGCAGUGCACGGCCAUGGACUCAUACGAGUGUAUCAAUGUGCUUAUUAUUUUGCUGUCUAUCUACUUAGCGCUUCGAUUUACGAUUUUGUAAUUGCUCAUAUCAAUGUACGCGUUCACGUUUACUUUGUAAGUGUUGUAUAUCGGUACCAGGGGCUGACGUUGCGAACAUCUCAUUGUAUUUGAAACGUUCGCAUUUGCCAUGCUACUUUAGUCAGUCUCAGUACAGAAAAAACUGACACGGUUAAGCUGACGCACACAAAGCAAACAUUUCAUACGACUCGCGACGUGCACAUUGGUACUUUUGUACUGGUAUACAACUCUUUGGCUGGCAACGCAGGGUACGUUUGCGCGGUUAGAUAUUUAACAAUAUACGUGAUACUACUACGUCACUAGUACAUGUUCAUCGCUCAAAACAAUAAAUUCAGUGAGUUUCUUCACUGUUUUACGAAUGUUAUAAUAUAUUGUAAUAAAUAUCUAAAGGCGCAUAGCGUGAUUAUGCAACAUUCUCAUAAAUAAGUAUCUCACAUCAAAACGCGUUGCACUAAUCAAUGCAAUAUUCGUAUAUAAAUAGUAAACAGGAAACCUUGUCCGCUGAUCCUGCCGCGUUUAGCUUAUCUGCUUUAUGUGCAUUCCAAAAUAUAUUCAAAACUAGUAAGUUCCAAUAACUUUUCUUAUUCACAUAAAUUAAUGGUAUAAACUAACCGCGGUAACGUUGACGUGAGGUAUAUUUUUGUGAGAGUCGUUACAUUCGAACGGACUCGCUAUCGACUAAGCAUAAUCUAAUCUCAUCUAGGAAUAAUGUACAAGAUAUAACCACCAAAUAAUUCAUUUUAGUAGUGUUAUAUAGAUAUUAGCAUAGAUAUUGGAGAUUUUUUAUAAUAAUAACUAAGUAUAUACAUUAUUAUGUAAGGACUGAAUGCUAACCAUACGGGCUGUGUUUAUGUCAUCUGCAUCACAAUAUUUUUAGGUGUUUUUACGUUGCGUGUGAUGAAAGGUGAUGUGGCGGUGUUAUACAUACUUACGACUCGUAGAUAGAUCGCUGUUAAGUUUUAUUUAUUUUGAGGAAUGUAUGGCGCGACUAGACUCAGAGGUACUAUUAUCAGAUCAAAAUCAAAUGCAUAAAAACCUUCAGUCAAUACACACUAAAGGCAAAGAAUAAAUAAAUGACAGCUACACGAGAUGGCGCUGUACGGCUUGUUGUCAAUAAUUUACGUUUGACAAUCCAGUGACUACAAAAUAUACUGCGCAAUACACCGUCAUCUGUCUCGAUUGUCAAAUGGUGGUGGUGGCUGAAUAGAGCAGUUAAAAUCGUUCUCGAAAAAAAUGCAAAAAUAUGACUUAUAAUAGUUAUAAUUCGGUCAGGGUCCUUAUCAUACACAGACAAGAGGUUACAGAUGUAGUGCAUAAUUGUUUUCCAUCUCAUUUCCUCGGAAACGUUCGUAUUUGUCAUGCUACUUCAGUCAACAUCGGUACUUUUUGUGCCGAGACUGACUGAAAUAGCAAGACACGUUCGUACGUUUCCGUGAAAAUACGAUGGAAAAUACUAUAAAGGAUGUUUUUCCUAGGUAUAUGAAAUAUUAGUCCUAGUAAUUGGGACCUCUGAGUGUAGUUUGAUUAUGCGAACUCUUUUGUUAGUGUAGACAUAUACGAGUUUGCUGUAUAGUCAUCUUGGGCAUUUCUCAGCGAUAUAAUUAAAAUUAUACUGGCGCUGAAAAUUGAUCCAAAUAUUAAUAUGUCAUACAAACCAAAAGCAAUAGUACAUAGACUUUUCUGUGUUCCCGUAGAUGAAUUGAUUUAAUGUAUAGAGACCAGACAGCAAUGAGUUCUAACAGAGGAUAUAUUCGUGCUGUCAAUAUAUCUCCCUAUUUUUCAUGGAGGCAUUUCCUAUAUGUCGAAAUGCAUUCUUUUGCAGACUCUGUGGUACUUUAAGACAGGAUAUUUCACUCUAUUAUGACUAUUCGCUUAUAGAGACAAAGUAUUUAUUAAACUCCAAGAUAGCGAUAUUUUUGACAAAUGAGCAUAGAUAAAAUCUUAUAAAAGCGGUUAAAUAUUGGACGAAUGUUAUCGUUGUUGCGGACGGCUUUAUAGUAUCUUGUCCAAUCUAUCAAAUUUAUUAUUAUAUGUAUUCCAUUAUAUAAAAUACUUAAGCUUGCUAAUGUGACAAAGUAUUAUAUUUAAAUACGUUUACCGUGAAUAAUAUUCUUGUUGGUAAUCUGUCUGCCCAGUGUAACAUAAUAUUUAAUAUUCAUUAACCUGCCAAACUGGAUGUUUAUUCGGUAGGUAUGUCUGUCUUCUAACCGCUAAGACUAGUUCUCGUAUUGUCCUGUAACAAAUUAUCUACUUUAAUCAGUUUCUUAGCCCACACUUUUUGUAUUUAGUUUGGGAUACAUCAAAUAUUUUACCGACGCAUUAGAACUUGAAUCAACUUAUAGACAUGCAUAUUCUAAUAGGAUGAUGAUGACGUACUUCUGUCGAAGCUUAUAAUAAAUUUGCUCUGAAUUAGUUACCUGUGGCAAAAAAUCCACAUUAUACCGGCUGGAUUUUUUAAACGAGGCAAUGAGGAAUGCUACCAGAUCCCUUGCUGAUUUGUUUAGUGUAUUAACCUAGGUUGGUCCCUAACAAGAUUUUGAUCAUGGAUAGAAUUAGAAACGUUUACAUAAAAAAAAAUUGUUACAAAAAAUGACAAUUUUGUGUUUGACUGUACUUUCUUCCAGAAUCUAUAAAUGCCAAUCGCUAUUAAUUAAAAACUUAGGGAAUAUCUAAAAUCAUUUUCGCAUAGCAAUACGGGAUCGGUAGCUGCUCUCAGUGCCCCAUUUGAGAAAUCCACCCUGUACACUGAGAAUAACUUCAAUAUUAUUAAUUUAUGAUAUUUUCUCUUAUGGUGCAACAAUAUUAUUAAGAAAAAGACUAGGUUAUUUGUUAUCUUUUUUUAACAACUACUUUGAUCUAUCAUCUAAUCAUGACCCGUUGUGUUUCGCCACCGAUGUCUUUAACACUGUAUAUUUCGUAAUUUUAUUUUCAGAUGUAUAUUUGAACACGUCAAAUUUGUUAAGUUAAUAUAUUAGAAUAAUUUAUUUAUAGUAGUCUUAUGGUUAGUUUUUUAAGUGUUACAGAGGGAGUUGGUUUUUUUGCGAAAUGUGUGAUGGUUUUCUAUUUCACGAAUAUUUCUGUGAAUCGAUUAAGAGUCAUUUUUAAAUUGUGUAGCUAUGUUUUAUUAAAUUUUGCAUUGAUAUAUAAAAAUCAAAAUUAAAUAUGUAGUACGUCCUGCUAUUAUUAAUUGACAAUGACGCUUUUGAGAAAUAUAAGCGUAUUGACAUGUUGUCAGACCUAGGUGAAUAGUGCUGCCAUCUAGUUCCCAGGAUAUGUUAUGACGUCUACUCGUACGUGCCACCUAGUGAGUGUCACUUUAGAAAACUUAAAACAUUUCCUUUAAAACCAAUUCCGGUUGUAAGUGCUAGUCAAAAUAAACAACUUAGUGAUGUUAGCUAGGCUUACGUUGUUUUGCUGAUUAUCAAAUGUCGAUACCUUUAUACAGCGAAAGCUGCCUUAUGUACUGGACGGUGUGAUUCGUCGAAGGUUCGUCGGGUAAAAUGUGUAUUUGAAACUAUUUGUGCGAACGUUUAAUACCUCUAAAUUUGGUGCACUUAUUUUUUACCCUUACUCAGUUAAUAGUGGACUUUGAAGAUUUCAGUGUGCAUCGCCAUUAAAAAAAUAUUAAAUUAUUUACACAUUUUAUCCUUAAAACGUUUCCUCUGGUUCCAUAUUUUGCUGUUAUAAUACUUAUAAUAGACAAACAAUCCGUCUUGUUUUUGAGUUCGAAUUUAACCCUUUACCAGGCCGAAAGUUCAAAAGAGUCAGUCUUACUGAUCGAAAAUAGAACACCUGUUUGAAGUGCCGUAUGUGGGAAAUAUAUAUCCCUUAGCCUGGUAAAGGGUUAAUACAACAACUUGACCAGUGAGCGUUAUUUAUAAUAGUUGUGAAAUAAAACGUGGAACCAGAAUGGCGUGAGCUCGCGACAAAUGUUAGACUUGUGCUGAGCGCUGUAACCGUCAGACAUCGUACAUUUUAUAGCAUUUUAUUCGGUGCAGCGGAGUGGUGUUAACAGAAUUGGUAUAAACAAUUUCAACCCUAAUGAUUAAUAGCGUUAAUUAUUAACCUUAAUUUACCAUUUCAGUUGGAAUUAUCUAUACCAAUUCCGUUAACACCACUCCGCUGCACCAAAAAUUAUAUAAAAUUUACGAUGUCUGGAAACUGUAUUGAUACAAUAACAGCCUUUUGUACAUAAGCCUUCUGUAGAUAACCGCAAUGUAUUUUAAAUUUUUGACUUACUAUUGUUUGUACUUAGUCUUAUAAUGAAUUACUUACCAUAUAAAGCUGUGUACACAUUUCUGAUAAUAAAUUUGUUUGUUUUAUUUAUGACCAAGUAUAAACUGUCUCAUAGAUUAUUCACUUCUCGGUUUGUGUUUAAGUCACCGCCAAAUAACUUGUGUGGAAAGCUUUAUAUAUUGUUAAAUUAUUUAUACUACUCCUUCAUUAUAUAAUUAAUUUUAUUUCUUUUAGUGAUAAUUAAAAAAUCUGAGUUUUAUUUUACAAAAUAUAUUUAUUUUUUUAUAAAAAGCACCUGUGUCUUGAAAGGGUUAUUUUUAUUUAUUUAACCCUUCAACUUAUAAUAUAAUUUUACAAAUGGAUAAAUACAUUACAUAUUUAUAAUUAGUGUUUAACGUUUUUCUUGUUUGUAAUAAAUAUGCAAUCAAAUAAAGGAAUGCUGACAA